This is a messenger RNA of Naegleria gruberi, 1305 nucleotides long. RefSeq lists its product as uncharacterized. Bases 1 to 1305 code for a protein of 434 amino acids. The transcript has a single exon. The record is from RefSeq and is a predicted model, not a curated record. NCBI's taxonomy places the organism in Eukaryota, Heterolobosea, Eutetramitea, Acrasida, Naegleriidae.
AUGUUUAAUGAAUUUUUCCCCUUCCGAAUUCUAGAUAAUGAUCAUCCAUAUUUCCAUUGGACCAUCAAUACAAUUCAAGAGAAAAUUGUGGAUCACUUGGAAAAUGUUGUAAAGAAUGUAAUUUAUACCAUCAGAGAGGAGGAAUUGGUCGAAAAGAUGAAACGAAAGGAAAUUUGCAAUAGAAAAGAGUUGAAGGAAUGUUUGGCUCUGUAUCUGAAGUUUAAUUAUUUACUUCUCAAUAAGAAUAGUCAUGAUUGGGAUUUUAUUAUUCGAAUUGAUGGAAAUAAUCUCAAGGAAGUUUCAGAUCCUGAAUUUAAAUGCUAUACAAAAUUGAUUACUCAUAUCAAUAGCCAAAUACCUCAAAUAAUCAAUGAAAUUAAGAAGGAGGAUAUUCUAAUAUUCAAAGGAUACAGACGAAAUAAGAAUUUCCAUAUAUCAGAAUUUAAAAAGGAAGAUGAAAAACCACCUCAAAAACUCAAUUUUAGUAACUCUUGCUGGAACACACAAGCAAAUUCUAUUUACGCUCAGCUCUCAAAUCCAGAGAUUUUAUACAAAUUUAUUGUAUCAACUCUGCAUCAUAGGAAAUAUCAGGAACAAAAUUUUGUUACCAAUUUGAUUGCAAAACAAUGUUUGGAACUUCCAAGAAGGAACAUUAAAUUGAGAAUGGAAAAUGUUUGCCACUUGUUUGGAAAUAGAUUUAACAGAUUUAACCAACAACGACUCUUUCGACAAUAUCCCACUACAGUUCAUAUUUCAAAACUAACAUCACAACUCUCAAUUAGCUAUGAAAGUCCAAUGAACGUACUCAUUUCACCAGCUAUUUUGAAAGUUGUAAUGGAAUGUGUGGCAGUUAUUUUGUCAUUGUUGGUUUUGCUCUAUUGUAAUACUAAGGUUUUUGGAUUUACCUAUUUUUUCAAUUCCAUAUCUGUGUUGGAAGAAAGAAUUGGAUUUUCACUUACGGGCUUUUUUAAAUUUUUUCCAUUUGUUGCCUAUUAUUUGAUUGUUGCCUAUGUAAUGUAUUUGCCAAUUGGUAUUGUAAUGAUAGUACUGGGAGAUGUUGAGUUGUUAUUGUAUGCACUUUAUUUCCUUUUAAAUGUUUUGUUGUAUUUGAAGAAUUACACACUUAAUGUCGAUAUUGAAAGGAAGUACUACUUGGCACCAAUUGAACUCACUCAAAUGUUUUGUUUAUUGCACGCAUUAGGGAAGUUUCAAAUAUUGGGAAUGAAUUUUACAUUUAUCAAAGAUUGGUCAAUUCAAUUAUUUAGGAAGGCAAAGAAAGCCCUACUCAACUAUUUCAGCAAGUAA